AUGUUCGUGAGUGACAGCCUGCAGCCACUCGGCUACGGGAGUAAGCGAGACGCGGCACAGCGGAGUUUGAACCAGCACGCAAUGGUCUCGAAAUCCAGACUCAAAGAUCGAGGAAGACAAUCGUUCCUCUUCACUAUAGAGAACUUUGUGAGGGGUGUCGGAAUCGCGGGAUCAGUUGGGGUAAUAAGCCGCAGAGAAGAGAGUGGAGAGCACCGGGCGUUGAUGCGUGAAGAGGAGGAUGAGGCGUGGAACUCAGUACAUCGUUUUUGGAUGGUCAGCUUCCAUGACUCGCAUGCGAUACCAUCAGAUAACGCUCUUGUUUGUGCCAUCUGGGCACAGUUUCUAGCCUCUUGGGCCUCGGGCUCGCUUAGCUCUCCCAUCUUCUCUCUUCUCUACCACCACCAUCUCCUCCCUUCCCUCCCUUCCCUCCCUUCCCUCCCUCCCGGACCCGGACCCAAGGCCGCCCAAUCGAAGUCCGGUGUCAAGACUCAACAUCAAGUAUCAAGACCUCAAGCCGGGACCGUGUCGGAUUGGGAUCGCUCGCGACGCGAUCGACAGGCCAUGGGUGUCACGGGGAUGUGUGCAGAGUCGCGCUGCGGCCUCAAGAACCUCGAGGGAUCUACAAAUAACCCUAAUGUGGGCAAGGCGGAGAGAGAGAGCCUUUGGACAAGAGUCUUCGACAGACUCCCUUUUUUCGUUGGUCUGGCUAUGGCUAUUGUGCUAGGGCUGGUCUUGCUAGAGCUGAGUGACAUCGACAUCGACCUCACGACCGAGCCCAAGCGCGAUAUCAGCAUCGCCCACGACCGGGCUCAAGCACGACUUCGACAUCGCCCACGACCGGGCUCAAGCACGACACCAACGUCGCUCACGACCGAGCUCAAGCACGACAUCGACAUCGACCUCACGAGCGAGAUCAAGCACGACAGCGACACCGAGCUCCAAAGAGCUUCAAGAACGGUCCCCUGGGAUAGCGUCGACCUUGUCGUGACGCUCGCAAGGUGUGUGAUUUUACGGACGGUAUUCGACCCGAAACUGACAGACGCCACGCGAAACGUAUUCAAAUAUCUGUGGGAUUGUGAGAAUGUGAGCGCAUGGCGACGGUCUGCCUUCAACAACAGCGACAUCGACACCGAGGUCAACGUUCGACGUAAUAAAUGCUCACAAGGGAGAGAUACGGAAUUCUGUGUGACUGUGAGAGAUCGGCCUCCACCUGCCUUCAACAGCAGCGCCCUCGACAUGAUCUCGACACCGAGCUCCAACGAGCUUCAAGACCGGUCCCCUUGGCAGAGCGUUGACCUUGUCGCGGUCAGGGGGCUUAGUACCUCUUCGGAGGGAAGCCAACAGACGCUCACAAGGCGUGCGGCGGUGGUCCGGGGUGAGUCAGUGUGA
This is a messenger RNA of Stereum hirsutum FP-91666 SS1, 1389 nucleotides long. RefSeq lists its product as uncharacterized. The record is from RefSeq and is a predicted model, not a curated record. The coding region runs from base 1 to 1389 and encodes 462 amino acids. The transcript has 13 exons. Lineage: Eukaryota; Fungi; Basidiomycota; Agaricomycetes; Russulales; Stereaceae.